Molecule: messenger RNA, 1314 nt
Organism: Cornus florida
Lineage: Eukaryota; Viridiplantae; Streptophyta; Magnoliopsida; Cornales; Cornaceae
Exons: 8
Coding region: 125-1048 (307 amino acids)
Source: RefSeq, a predicted model, not a curated record
CUCGUACAUCUCCCUCUGAAACAAUUCAUAUAAAUAGGUCCUCCGGCCAACUGCUAGCUAGGUCGUGCAGCGAAGUCCUAAUAAAAUUAGUCCUAUCUAUAUAUAAUUAGGUAUAGUAUUGAAGAUGGAUGCUGGAGGAAGAUAUGGUGGAACCAAGUAUCAGUGCUUGCUCUUUGAUAUGGAUGAUACUCUGUACCCUAUGAGCUCGGGUAUCAACUUGGCUUGUCGCAGGAACAUAGAAGACUUCAUGUUGAGGCACUUGCAUAUUGAUGAAAAUGAAGUUCCCCGGAUGUGUCUCGAAUUGUACAGGGAAUACGGGACGACCAUGGCCGGUCUAAAGGCUCUUGGUUACCAAUUUGACAAUGAUCAGUUUCACGCUUUUGUUCAUGGAAAAUUACCAUACGAGGCUCUGAAACCGGAUCCCGUGCUAAGGAAUCUUUUACUUUCUAUGCCACAGCGAAAAAUAAUCUUCACUAAUGCGGACAAAGAGCAUGCAGCACAAGUCCUCAAAAGGUUGGGGUUGGAAGAUUGUUUUGAAGGUGUCAUAUGCUUUGAGACUCUUAACCCCGCCACUACUACUCUUCCUGAACCGGUAGACUACAUAUCGAUGAAUGGUACUAGUAGUAUUGGCAAUGCAGCAGUCAUCCCAAAAGGACUUGAAAUGAAUCAGGCCGACAGUAUUACCGAUACUGAUCAGAUCAGUUAUAUUGAUAGAUUUAGCUCCAAAUCGCCAAUUCUCUGUAAACCGUCAGUGCAAGCAAUUCAAGCUGCUAUUAAAAUUGCAAACGUUGACCCAAAUAAAACAGUUUUCUUCGAUGACAGUGCUCGAAAUAUUGCCAGUGGGAAAGCAGCGGGACUUCAUACAGUCAUUGUAGGGAGCACCACACUGGUAGCUGGCGCAGACCAUGCUUUGAGUAGCAUCCACAAUAUCAAAGAAGCACUACCUGAAAUAUGGGAAGGUGAAGAAAAAAGAGGAGAAGAAGAAGAGGAGGAACAGCAUAAGCAAGUCAUCCGUUCCACCGCAGUUGAAACUAUAGUCAUUGCAUAGGUUCCCCGUCCAAUAUAAAAUUCAUAGCAUAUAUAGUGAGUAGUGCAUUGUGAGAUGGAGUAAACGUGGGGAAGUUGAAAGCAUUGUUGUACGUUGUUGCAUGUUGUUAUUUUUUUCUUUCUUCUUAGAGUUACGAAAGCUUUGUUGAGUUGAGCGGAUAUCAUGUACUGGGGAAUCCAUGCAUGUUUAUGAUUGCAUUCACCCUGAAAAUAAUACAUAUAUCGAACUCAUGGCAUAUGAGCUAAUAAAACGCCACUUUUAAUUUA